Messenger RNA from Zeugodacus cucurbitae (melon fly), 2994 nucleotides. Its product is annotated as nose resistant to fluoxetine protein 6. The record is from RefSeq and is a predicted model, not a curated record. Gene Ontology annotation, molecular function: acyltransferase activity, transferring groups other than amino-acyl groups. Lineage: Eukaryota; Metazoa; Arthropoda; Insecta; Diptera; Tephritidae. Bases 665 to 2671 code for a protein of 668 amino acids. The transcript is spliced from 11 exons.
UUUGACGAAAAUAAAAAUUUAAUAAUAUUGAUGUUUCACUUUCGCAAUAUUGUAAAUUAUAUUGACGAAUUGACGACGAUUAUUGCACUCAACUUUAUUGGAGAAAACAAAGAUGAAAAACCUACUACGCGAGCUGAAGCUAAGGGACUGCAGCAAAAAUUACAACAUCUAGAAAUAGCAAUUCUAGUCAUUGUUUGGAAUGCAAUUUUGGAUCGCAUUAAUGCUGCGAGUAAAAAGCUUCAGGAUUCUCAAGCUGAUUUAUUAUCUGUGAUAAGAAUAUAUAGUUCUUUGACAUUAUUUCUCCAAGAUAUGAGAGAUAAACAAUUUUCUGAUUAUGAAAAAAAAGCCAAAGCACUAUCUGGAGUUCAAAAUUAUUACCACUAUGACACCCGUCGUAAAAAAACCCGAAAACUUCAGGCUGACGAGUUACGGGAAAAUGAAAGAACAGCUUUAUCUGGAGAAGAAAAUUUUCGAACCAAAGUUUACUAAACCAAAGAUACUGUAUUGCGUAGAUAGCUGCUUAUAAAUAAUAAUGCUCAUCGUAGACGAGUUUCAAAACAACCGCCAACCACAUCACUUCGUCGCUUCGUUAGCCUGGUCAUCAACGUGUAAAUUCUAAAUUCCGAGAGGCAUUGUGUUACAUAAUUAAUAAAACAAAGCGAAAAUGUCAACGGCGUCUUGGAGGUGUAUAAAGUUAACGUACUUCGUAAUUGGUAUUAUUACUACCAUGCAAGGGUCUGUGAGCGGAAGUGAAAAUAUUCAUGAUGUAAAUUAUGCGCUCGGUAUUAAUUUUUUCGAACAAUUUACAAACUUUGAUGAAGUGAGUUUAGCGUGUUUAACGGAUUUAAAAAUUGUGGCGGAAGCGUUGAAAGACAAUGCGGAUUGGGCGCUAAAAAUGCUUGAUGCUUGGGGUAAAUUCCCCUCUGGUAUACUAUACGGUCAUCGCAUGGAGAUGGGAAAUUUCGAUGAAUGCCUCGACAUAAAUUCACCAUUGUUGGGUAAAUACUGUCAGGCGUCUAUUCCCGUAGAAACGACUGCAUUUGGUUUGAAUGCUGAAAUACAGCUAGGCAUAUGCUUUCCAAAUAAAUGUAGUACGGAGGACUUUGAUAAGCUUCUAAAAUACUUUUUAUCAGAUUCAUAUAAAUUAAAUUUCAAUGUGACAACCAAAUUGCUGAUCGCAUCCACCUGUUCAACUCGCGAACUUGUCGAACUUGAGCCUCUCGAUUGGGUUGCAAUUGGGCUUUUCAUUACUUUGGCACUUCUAAUGGCGCUGAGCACUAUCUUUGACUGUCUUUAUAGUUACAAAAGAAAGCAACCCAACAAGCUGUUGGUUUCUUUUUCCAUACCUAAAAAUCUGCAGCAAUUAUUAAAAAUUCAGCAUGGGCACAUACCCUGUCUCCAUGGCAUACGUUGUCUUUCACUGUUUUGGAUAAUAUUUUUACAUUGCUACCUGUAUCGUAUACUGUCUCCAAAUAUAAAUGCGGUCGAUAUAAAAAGUUGGGAACAAACGCCAUUUUCGAUGAUCGAACAGAGCGGCUCAAUUGCGGUGGACUCAUUUUUCUUUCUUAGUGGUCUAUUGCUAAUCAUGGUGUCCUUCAGAGAAAUGCAAAAAAAUGAUGGAAAACUCAACAUACCACUGAUGUACAUUCACCGUUAUUUACGCCUUACGCCAAUUCUUGCUGUAGCUGUUUUAUUUUACAUGUCGUUAUUUAAUUACAUGGGCAAUGGACCAAUUUGGAAGAACCUUACUGUUGCAAAUAAGAUAUGUGACAAUACUUGGUGGGCCACACUAUUGUAUGUACAAAACUAUGCAGCACCUGGUAAACUGUGUCUUGGUCAUACCUGGUAUUUGGCAGUGGAUACUCAGCUGUUCUUUUUAUCGCCUAUAUUUUUAAUUAUGAUCUGGAAGUGGCGGAAAUUGGGUACAGCGGCAACAAUAAUUUUUGGUUUAUUGCUGGUUGCUUGUUUAUUUACCGUUAUUGUGAUAAAUAAAUACACAAUUUACGACAUUGCACGAAACUAUGGCACGGCAAGUGAGGCAAUGCCGAAAAUUUACUACUCCACACACACCAGAUGCUCAGCCUGGUUGAUCGGUCUGCUUUUUGGCUGCUACUUGCACUACAACAAUGGACGCAUCGCUAAAAUAUCAAAUUGGUUAGUCGCAUUUGGUUGGGUUGUAUCGCUCGGCAUGCUCUUCACAUUGGUAUUUGCUUGGUAUCCGAAAACACUGCCCACCACAAGCGAUCCCACCGUACUCGAGAGUGCUUUUUAUUUUGCUGGGGGACGCGUAGCGUGGCCUUUGGCAUUAUGCUGGAUAGUCUUCGCCUGUAUAAAUGGUUAUGGUGGUCCGAUAAACAGUUUUCUUUCAUGGACCUUUUGGCAACCCAUUUCGAAGCUUUCGUACAUUAUGUACAUUUGGCAUUUGAUUGUGAUCACUAUAAAUGCGUCGCGUAUCAAAACUAAUACAUAUUUUUCUGAUUAUGAUGUGACUUUAAGCUUCUGGAGUAAUUUUGGUGUAACACUACUCGUAUCUGUUUGCCUUCAUUUGGCUGUCGAGGCUCCGGUGGCCGAUAUAGAAAGUUACCUGCUACCACGGAACAAGCCAAAGACUGCUAAACGAUCCACAUUGCCCGUUACAACCACAAUAUCUCAACAGAAUUUAUGCGAGUAGGAUUAUAGGAGAUAUAUUUCCAAAUUUGUAAUAUAAUAUAACUAUUUUUAAUCCAUGUAUAUAUGUAUAUAUUGCCAACUGAUGUUAUAUACUCUCAGGUUAGUAGGUUACUUUAAAAAGCACAGGAAAUGUUUUGGAUCUUUGGGAUCUUCGUAUACAAAUUUGUACACUGUAAACGUAAAUGAGACUAGUUUAUGUCCAUAAUUAUUAAUAAAUAUUAAUUUAAAAUUAUAAUCUACAAUAUGUAAUUACUUGUAUAUUAACAAUUGUAUGUGUAAAUAUAAAUUUUUCAAAUAAUAAUAUUUUUUCUAUUUUAAAUAAUA